Molecule: messenger RNA, 267 nt
Organism: Fusarium odoratissimum NRRL 54006
Lineage: Eukaryota; Fungi; Ascomycota; Sordariomycetes; Hypocreales; Nectriaceae
Exons: 1
Coding region: 1-267 (88 amino acids)
Source: RefSeq, a predicted model, not a curated record
AUGUUCGACUCCAUCUUAGAUCCCAACCGACUCAAAACCAGUGUUGUCAAGGCUCCAGCUGCUGUCUCUGAGUCACAGAGGGAUGGUCAGGACAUGGCUAAUGAGAUCAAUGCUGCCAUUCGCAAGGAAAAGUCUUCAUUAGCUGUCGCUGAAUGUGUACCUGUUCGUGCGGCGUCUCUAGAGAGGCUCAAGAAGUUUCUCGAGACAGAGCCCAAGAUGGUUUUUGAUCGGUUAAACAUAUUCCGCAACUCGCUUUUAACUUUCUAG